AACAACAAAUUCGAAUCAAUUUCGAACCAAAAAUCAGAAAUUCGAGGUUAGGGUUUCUGGGUUAUUUAGCUUUGAGUUAUAUUGUAGCAGUUCUGAACUUUCUCCUCCAUUGAAACAACUUCUGAGGUAAUGUUUUUUAAUCAAUGAAUAUCAAUUUCGCUAAUUAUUUGUGUUAGUAUAGUUAAUCUAGGGUUUUACCAUAGCUAAAAUUGUGCUAUUGGCUUGUUUAUUUAGGGUUUUCAGAUGUAAUCGCCUUCAAUUGAUUACUCGAAUGUUAUUACUCGAUUACUCAUUACUGCUCUAUUUUCUUCUGCCCGAAUUGCUUACAAUUGAUACGAAUUGUUGGAUUAUCUCUUCUGCUCGAUUAUCUGUUGAGUAAUCACCUAAAUCGAAAGUUUUAGGUAUCAAUUUUAUUAUUAUAUGUUGAGUUUUUGUUAAAACUGGAGAAAUUAUGUGUUAAUUUGUUGAUUUCUUGCGAUUUGUAUGUCACUUUCAGUUUUGCAUGUUACAUAUUGCGAAAUUCUUUGCAUAUUAAAUUCUUAGUUGUAUUCUUUGAUUGAAGUAGUAUUAGUAUUAUGAAUUGAUUUAUUGAACAGAUAAAGUUAUAAUUUUUCAAAAUAGUUAUGUAUUUUGGAUUGGCUUAAAAGAGAUAGUACAUUGACAUUUAUAUAGGUAUCCUCCAUAAACCUUUAUCAUGUUUCAAUGAUGUACUCCUAGCUAGUUAUUGUUAUUGAAGGCAUCCAUUUUGCUUUUAAACCACCUUAACUGUAAUUCAGGAGUUUAGAUUAUCAGAUCUACCUCCAGUACUUUUGUUGAAUCCUCGACACUUCAACACGAAUAUGAACACUUCUUGAGUACUUGACACUUCAAUUUGGACAGAAUAUGUGGAAAGAGCUUUGGUUAAGUAUCUAAGCCUGACACUUAGUAAGUACUCACAUCCAAUAUAACAAAGCAAUUGCCACAAAAAAGAAAGAAACAACGAAUGCGUUUUAGAGUUUUUCAUCAAUAAUAAUACCUGCUUGUACAUCGAGGGUUGAGACUGAUACGAUAGGGUGGUUAUCAUCUCUCCUUCUUCUCUUCCCAUCACCAAGUUCUUCUUGAAUAUCUUCCUCUCAAUAAAUUCUCUACCAGAUAGGUCAGUAAUACACUUUCCGCCAGGAUAUGAUAUUUCUUUCUUACACAACUUUCUUCCAUAAAAAACAGAAACCUUAAACUGAGAAUUGCCUAUGUACUUGAAAGUCAGGAUGUCCUUUUCUUGUAAGGAAUAAGCAUUGAUAAAUUCUCUCCAGCCAUCUCCUAGAAGAAGCAUGCUAGUAUCAUGAUUUGUCGUGAGUUUGCAUUGUGCUUUAGUUUUUAUUGAUUACAAUUUUAAUAUACUCCAUGUCUUGAAUUUUUUUUAUCUUUGGAUAGCAAUCAUCUCUUGGAUUGGGUGUCAAAUUGUAGUCAGAGUACUAUCCAGCUACUUGCUGAGCUUUCAAUGAUGAACUUAUUUGUAAUUUACAAACUAGAUUUGCAAAAAUUGCCAUUUUGAUGUGGUGCUUCUACAGUGUUCUGUGUCCAUCUCUCUCUCUCCCCUAGUCUAGAGCAUUUGUGGGUGUUAGAUCCAGUUAUUGACUUAUAAAUGGUUUUCCUUCUCGACUGCAAAUUAUGUCAUGGAAGAGGUUAAGAAAGUUGGCUUUACUGAACCCACUGCUAUUCAAGCUCAAGGAUGGCCUAUGGCCCUAAAGGGUCGUGAUCUUAUUGGUCUUGCUGAAACAGGAUCAGGGAAAACACUUGCCUACUUGCUACCUGCUAUUGUACAUGUCAAUGCUCAGCCAAUUUUAUAAUUUUGUUAAUAAAGAUUUUAAAUCUUGUCUACCUAUCACUGGUCAAAGUUUUGAUGAGUAUGAUGGGUUUGUAUGAUACUGCCUACUGGCUGUCAUGGCUAGCUUGGGAGGGACUUCUUGUUGUUGUUUCAUCAGUUUUCAUCGUACUAUUUGGGACGAUGUUUCAGUUUGAUUUUUUCUUGCACAACAAUUUUGCGAUCUUAUUCCUUGUGUUCUUUCUUUUCCAAUUGAACAUGACUGUCUUUGCAUUUGCGCUAUCAGCCUUCAUUAGCCGGUCAUCUUCAGCUACAAACAUAGGAUUUUACAACUUUAUUAUUGGCUUAAUCACCCAGAUUGUGACAGCAUUUGGAUUCCCAUAUAGUAAAAUGUUCUCUCAAACAUACAGAGUCUUAUGGUCCUUCUACCCUCCAAAUUUGCUAGCCGAGGGUAUUCAGAUGCUCACAGAUGCAACUAGUACACCUCAAGACCCUAGAAUGAGCUGGAAGGUGUUAGGGUUUACAAUGCAAUUCUACACAACAAGAAUUACUUAACAAUGGUGGACAAACCCUAGAAUGUGUAUAAAUUUCAAUGAAACAUACAACACCAAAUACUUCAAGUAGUAUUACAAACCAAGCACUAAAUUAACAAUGUACUCCAGAAAUUACAACAAAAUAACACUAAUGUGAAAGGUUCUUAAACUUGCCUCA
This is a messenger RNA of Chenopodium quinoa (quinoa), 2512 nucleotides long. RefSeq names its product ABC transporter A family member 2-like. Bases 1880 to 2356 code for a protein of 158 amino acids. The record is from RefSeq and is a predicted model, not a curated record. Gene Ontology annotation, biological process: transmembrane transport; lipid transport. The transcript has 4 exons. Gene Ontology annotation, molecular function: lipid carrier activity; ABC-type transporter activity. Gene Ontology annotation, cellular component: intracellular membrane-bounded organelle; membrane. Lineage: Eukaryota; Viridiplantae; Streptophyta; Magnoliopsida; Caryophyllales; Amaranthaceae.